Molecule: messenger RNA, 9375 nt
Organism: Bicyclus anynana (squinting bush brown)
Lineage: Eukaryota; Metazoa; Arthropoda; Insecta; Lepidoptera; Nymphalidae
Product: zinc finger protein 608
Exons: 14
Coding region: 582-3572 (996 amino acids)
Biological process (GO): regulation of transcription by RNA polymerase II
Cellular component (GO): nucleus
Source: RefSeq, a predicted model, not a curated record
AAGUUCCGCGGUCGUCCGCCGACUCGAUGCGGCGCUGACGUGCGAUACGAUACGCUAAACUAGUGUUUCCACCGUGAAAUCACCAGUGUUAUUUGUUUAUACCUACUAUGGCUUUGAUUACAUGGCCCCAAGGAUCGGUUGUCGAUAGUGUGGUGUACUGUACGUGUGUAUGUGAAGUUUGAAGCGACUAAUAUUGUGAAACGAGUCUGCCGUGUUCGUUUGUGUGCCGGAUUGUGAUUAAAAGUAAUUUACUUUGCGUUUACCGUGUAGAGGGUCGGUCGGUACGUAUCGAUCGCAUAUUGAAACAAAGCCGUGGAUUGUUUUGGCGGCGUGGAGACCGGUGGAGCUCGAGGUGUGACGCGCUGUCUCUGGUGCUUGGAUCGCAUGGUGUUGAAGUGAUGGUGCAUUAGAUGGUGCGACUCCUGCAGUGAUAGUGUUAACUAUAGUGCUAUUUGGUGCUGCAUGGAUUGUGUUUGUUUGGGAUUGCCAUCGCCGGUCACCGAUAGAUCCAGUUGGGAACGGGCUACAAUGGUGUGGUGGCGCGCGGGGCUGCGGGGGGCGGGCGCGGGCAGCCGGCGCGCAUGGCGGCGCCAAUGAGGGAGGGCGCGCCGGCCGGCGGAGCUCGCCCCGCGCCCCACGCGCACCCCGCCAACUUCGAGUACGAUGACAACGAGUGGGACAUCGGCAUCGGCGACCUCAUCAUAGACCUCGAUGCCGACAUAGAGAAGACCGACGAGGCGGGCGGCAUGGCGGCGCGCGCCGAACCCGACGCGCAGCGCACCGCGCUCAAGAUGAAGAUCAAGCGCACCAAGCCCGGCACAAAGAGCUGCGAGGCCAAGCACGAGAUCGUUAAGUCGAACGAGAUGAACGGCGAGCCCAAGCCCACGCCUACCGCCGCGGCCGCCGCGCCCGCGCCCGCGUCCGCUGCCAAGCGCGGCUCGGGCGGCCACCGGCGCGACAAGGCCCGCGACAAGCACCACCACCCGCACCCGCCGCACGACGUCAACGGCGUGGCGCGCGUGCCGCCACCGCCCAACGCGCCCGGCCCGCCCGCGCCGACGCCGUCCGCGCCGCCGCCCGCGCCCGCGCCGCACGCGCCGCACGCCGCGCCCGCGCCGCCCAAGCCCGAGCCCCGGCCCGUCGCGCGGCUCGAACCCAAGCCCGCCACGCCGCCCUCGCCGGCGCCCGCUGCGCCAGCGCCCGCGCUGCCGGCACCGCCCGCGCCCGCGCCGCCCCCUCCCGCCAAGCCCGAGCCCGACGACUCGCGGCAGGAACACGCUGCGCAACCCCCUUUGAAGAAACAGAAAACGGAAACCAAGGAGACUGCUGAAGUAUGCGUCGGCACUUCAGUGGGAACGAUCACAGAGCCAGACUGCCUAGGGCCAUGCGAGCCUGGUACCUCGGUCACGCUGGAGGGCAUCGUGUGGCACGAAACGGAAGGUGGUGUGUUGGUAGUGAACGUGACGUGGCGAGGGAAGACCUACGUCGGGACCUUACUGGACUGCACGAGACACGAUUGGGCCCCGCCCCGGUUUUGUGACUCACCCACCGAGGAGUUGGACGCCCGGACGCCCAAGGGGCGCGCGAAACGCGGCCGCGGCGCGGCGCCCACGGACAUGACAAACUUCACGGAAACGCGCUCCUCAGUGCACAGUAAGCUUCGCAACGGAGGCGCCAAAGGUCGGCGAGCGCUGCCUUCUCCCACACCCUUCACUCCUCCCAAACCGGAUUCAAAGAGGAAGAGGAACUCCGAUGCAGAAGAGCGCCCGCCGACGCCUAAAGCCAAACGUCCUCCACCUACCCCCUCAUCUCCACCUCCCGACCCUGUCUUACUCGAAUGUCCAGAGCCAAACUGUAAUAAAAAGUACAAACACGCGAACGGUUUGAAAUACCACCGAUCGCAUGCCCACGGUUCACCCGACGAAGACGAUAAAGACGGUUCUAGUUCGGAGCAGGAGGAACCGACUGUGGAACCAGCGUCACCCGCGCAACCUCCAUCCGAACCGGCCACACCGGCGACGCCUGUAAAGUCUCCCACACCAACGAAGUCACCGGAGGAAAAGAGUGAUAAGUCUCCGGAAAAGUCACCAGAGAAGCCUGAGGUGGUCGAAUCUCCGCCUCAGCCGAGGUUCGAGGAGUUUGCGACGACUCCUGAACCUGCGCCGCAAGUGGAGCGGCCAGUGACUCCUCCAGCACCGUCGACUCCGCCGCCUGAAUCGCUGCCUACCUUACAACCGGCUACUCAGUUAACGCAAUUCAAGGUUAAACCCCGUUCAGCGCUAAUGCCGUCAGAAGAGCGCAAGUCUACCGAAUCUCCCCCCGACGGCUCGCCGGGCAAGCGGCGCGCGCGGCGCUCCCCCACCCCCGGCGUGCGCUCCCCCGCCUACUCCGACAUAUCAGACGACGCCGCGCCGACAGAGGGCGCGCCUGAAGCCGACGCUGGCCACAGACCGUUCCCAGUGUAUCAUCAGUACUACGGUCAGCCGCCAUACUUGCCUCCAUCACAUCCCACCAGUGCGCCGCCUCCCUCAGACAAGGGUAAAGAAGACCUCUCGAAAGGAGAUCCCAAGAACGACCUUAAGAUGCGUGAGUUUCCUGAUUAUCGACAGCAACCAAACACGGAUGGAAAACCAGAUGGAGGACCGCAAAAAGUGCUACCACCCCAUUUCUACCCAUACAACUAUGUUCCAAAUUUUCCUUACAACGUGGAAUCCGGGCCACCCCCUGGACCGCCCCUAGAUGACAAAUCCAAGGAAUCAGACCGUUCGAAAACUACUCCAAGCCCCCUAGACAAGAGUAAACCGCAGAGGCCACCCGAUGGAAAGGACCCGACGAGACCGAACGAAAACCAUCAGAUCUUAAAAGAGAGUAUAGAAAUGAAAGCCCAAAUGGGACCGUACUCCUUCCAAAGACCCCCGCACGCGAGAGAAGAGGAAUUGAGGAGAUACUACAUGAGUCUCGAGCAGCGUCGAAAGGAAGGUGGCGACGGUAAGCCAGUGGGAGCACCGCCCGGGCCUCCAGGGCAAGGCGGUCCGCCUCGGCCUCAGCCUGCUCACAAGCCCAAGGACAAGGAUGACAAACCUAAAGAGGAGGUUAAGGUAAAACAGGAGGGUCAAAAGCCGACAACGGAGACACAAGGGCCGCCGCCGCCGCCUACGUCCCAAUACUACCUGCCGCCGUACAUGCAGCCGCCUCAUUACGGAGGCCUGCCGUUCGACCCCGUGUACCGAGCUCCCUUGAGUCCCAUGCUCGUUGGUAGCUUCGGUGGAGGCUGGUCGGUACCAAGGUAUCAUGCACCAGAGGAUCUCUCACGGCCGGGCGCGCCCGCCAAGCUGGAAUUGCUGCCGCCGGGCCACGGCGCGCAGUACGCAUACGGACCGCACUCUGCGCCGCACAAGAUCCAUGAGUUGCAAGAGCACGCCAAGUCCCCGCAGGGCAAGCCGCCGAGGCCCGAGCCCCCAAAGGAGUCCCCGCGCUCGCCGCCGCCCCAGCGCCAUGUGCACACACACCAUCACACGCACGUUGGGCUCGGCUACCCGCUGUAUCCGCCGCCUUAUCCAGGAGCGCGAUAGCAUACGGCCGAAAAGCGGCCCAGCACCGCGCAAGUGUAACUAAGUGUAACCAAGUGUCACUAAAGUGUAAAAGUGUGGACAUAGAAAGAUGUGAUUCGGGAAAGAGUAGUGGCGAAAGUGGAAGUUACAUAGAGACAUUAACAGAGGAUUGUAUGUUCCAGCGGCCGCCGUCCUAGCGAGCACGCAAGCUGUAGUCAACUCCUUCCCGACACCGCCCAAGUGAGCGAACAAUCACGGAUAGUACAAGAGCCGGCGUUAACUUAUUCUCGGACAUCAAGUUCGAUCGACGACAACGAAAGUGACCCGAGCGUCGCGUUUCAAAUCAAAUUUCGAUAAGCACUAUCGAAUACGUAUAAAAAUUAACGGAUGUGACAAAAUAAAACUAUUCGUAAUGUGACAGUGAAAUUAACUUUUACGUGUUUCGCUUCAAUGCCAGUAGCCAUUAAAAACUGUGAUCUCGCGUGACCCACGAUGUGUAAGUGCGCUUUGAAUGUUUUAGUAUGUGAACUAAUAGUUACCUGAUUUUUAGUUGACUGUGGUAUCGAUGAACUCCUAAACUGGAUGUUGUGAAAGUGUAAACGUCGGAUGUCGGACAAUCAAGGACUGCGUGCGCCGACGUUAACUUUUAACUUUUAAUUUGACUAGUAAAAGCACAAACUAGUUCUGUACAUAUUAGUGUUAUGUGUAAAUUGCCCUACUAUUUUUUAGUCUCCUGUUGAUCAAAGUGUAAUUAUAAAUCAUUGAACUCUCUGAUUCUUCCUCCGGGCAUUGUACUGAUGUUUGAAGCCCCGUAAAAUUGUACCCGAAUUCAGUGUGUAUUAAGAUCUUUAUUUAUGAAAAGUGCAUUCCACAAAACAAAAUCAAGCGUACCUAGUUUUAAUGUUAAGAUUAAUUGAUAUUUAGAUAAUGUAGUUUAAGAUUAAAGGCGUCAAUGUGAUCAUCGUAACAAUAUAGUGUGAGAUGGGGAAAAGAUAUCCUAAUUAAUUAAUUAAUGAAAAUUAUUAUUGCUCUUCUAUUAGCCUAGACUAACAAAGACCCUUUAUACCAUAACGACUGAACGUAAAACGCUUAAAUUAGGAUAAUUGGCUACGAAACUAUUUUCGUUAACUUAAUUAAUUUAAACUUCAGUUUACAUGUUACUCUUUUUAAAAUAAUAUUAAAUAUCCACCAGGACUUCAUACUUCCAGGUGAAUUGUUAGUCUAAGCAUUAUAGAAAUAAAGCGACAAAUUAUGUCACGGACACAAUACAUGCCAUCAAAAUUGCAAAGCUAUUCAACGUCUUAGUAUAUUUGUAUAAACAUAAAUUGAAGCUUGUAUUUUGGCUAAAGAUACUAAUCUGUUGUCACUCGACGCUCGUGGAGACGCGUGGCGUGUUGUUAAUGUGUCCGCGACAUUAUUCCUCGUGUAUAAACGCCAUAGGUAAUCCUUAGGCCGCCUCUGGGACUAAAUAUGUGUAGUGUGCACAAAUCGCACUGUCUCUAUGAUUGAGAAGCGAAUAUUUAUAACGUAGAGAGCAACCUAUAGAGUCGUGGAGUGUUUUGAAUAUCGCUGUGCGUAUGUAUGUUUGGCUUUUAAACGAUAAAUGUAUAAAAAAAUCUCAUAUUCUCAAAAUACAAGGGAUUAGAGUUUCCGUACCUUCCGUACUGCACCGUAGUUAAGGGCUGCAUUUUUGAAUGUGUGUAAAUGUUGUAUUUUUUUUUUUCAACUGUUUUUGGAUGUAUUUGGUAUUGAUUUUGGUAAAUAAAAUGUCUUCCUGUCGUGAUUCUGAUUGUUAAACGACUGCUGUUGUUAAGUUGACAUUUCAACAUUUCCUGUACAGUCGGCUACACAUGGAUUAAAUGAAUAUUUAUAUUUUUUACAUAAUAGAUUAAUUUGAUUAUUAUUAAUUAUAACAAAAGCGAUUAAACUCUAUAACAUAAUACUCUGUAUUAUCAUGUAAUUUAUAUUUAAUUUUUGACCAAAUAAAUACAAAUUAUUUUAUGACAUUACAAGAGAUUUAUACAUUUUGUUUAUUUUUAAUUUUUGAAAACAACUAAGAUUUUUGAAUAAGAUCCAUGUGUACCUGAUUUGUGACAGUUAAAUCUUAACUACAUGUUAUUCACAAUUUGUUACGUCAAACGUUACCUCGUAAAACACAAUUUUAGGAGGCUGUUUAAAAAAGUUACGUGUCAAAAACCAAUGUUUUUUUCAAGUAUUUAUAAUUUUAAAGUUACUUGAAAACAUUAGUUUUGUCUCGGAAAUUUUUUGAGAGUUAAAAAUAUCCUUCUGUAAAAUUAUGUUUUUUUGAGAUAUCACGUUAAUGGAGACGUUUGACGUCAUAAAAUGCGAUUCACCAAUCAGGGCCCUGAUCUAGUGUCAGCACAUAAGUGUUAUUGUAUUUUAAGUAUAUAAUUACCCAAGUGUAUUUAUAGAUGGAAGAAACACGAUGAUUGAGCGCAUUUUCAACAUAAAUGUAGUGUACCUCUAUAGCGGAGUUCGCAAUUGUGCACUAUCAUAUUGAUGAUACACUACCUCGUAGGUCCAGUGGUUAGCCUAUAUGACCUUGGAUUACGAGGUCCUGGGUUCGAGUCCUUUUCGGGCUGUAAAAUAGGCUGAUAUUUAUGAUUUUAAUACUGCCUUAUCUAAUUGCUUCAAAUAUAAUUUUUUUGAUAUAUUAUGAAAAUUGUUUGAUAAAAAAACAUAACCAGUUAUUUUGAAUAAAACUGAUUAUCAAUAAAAAAAUCAAUUGAAUUUGUUAAAUUGUUAAUUUUUUGCUGUAGUUGCUAAUUCAAUAUUUUGUAAUAAAAUAAUGAGAGAUUUAAAAUCAUUGAAUAACUUCAAUAAAUUAAAUGUAUAAAUGAGUGAAUGAGGCGAAGUUGUUUUAUUUUUUUAUAAAAUAAAUCAUUAUCUAAUUGGUUUUUAGUAGUAACAUCUUUUAAUAAUAGCUAUUCAUCGUUGACUUACUUUAAAGAUAAUUUGCUAGACUGAUGAGGUAGAUCAGAAUGUGGAUGGCAGUGCACCAGUGUGAACACCCCUUAUAACGCAUAAGUGACAAAUAUAUGUAGAGAUUCACUGUUCUUUAACAUUACUCUAUGUACGUGUGUACCUGUUUCAAAAAUUACCCGAUAUAUUGUGUAAGAAGUGGGGCCUAAAUGUUCUUUUCUUUUAAUUAUUAAUAUGCCUAUACAUUAAUUUAUAUCUCGUUCAUUUGCGAAGUACAUAAUAACUUAUUAAGGGCUUUACUAUUGACUUGUAUGUGUAGUCUGGUAAAACAGUAGACAAAUAAGUAAAUAGACAAGUGAUCAGCGUGCCGUUGUGUAAAUCAAAAUGUGUAUGACUUUGACAAUCCACUCACUAUACUCAACAAUUUUUUCACCAAUAUACUUCUCAUCAAAAAAAUUUAAACAGUCUGCAAGUACUGUUCUGGCUGACUGUUUCGAUUUUUUGAUAAGAAGUAUAUUUUAAGUUUACUGAUUUGAGAUUUUUAUACUCCACACACGUUCUCCCUUUGAACAAAUGCGGUAGAUAAUUUUCUAUUUAUUUAUUUAUUUAGUUCUCUGUCUACAGGUCAGCUAAACCAAUCGAAAAAUCGCGACUCUAAAAUCAUGUGUAUUUAUUAAAAACGUAUGAAACACUUGAAUGAACAAGCGUUGAUAUGAAAUGAAAAGCCAACAAGUUGAUAGUAGGCCUGGAGUUUUAUUGUUUUAAUGCAAAAUUAAAAUCAUUAAAGGUUUGCUUGGCGUUAGUUGGUUGAUUAGAUACAAAAUAUGUUAAUCAUUUUAAUUUCAUGUAGUAGAAAUUGAUUAAUUUUUAGAUUACUUCCCAAAAGGAGGUGAUUUGCUUUGUUUUUAUUUUUUUUACUAGCGCCAAAUUGACCGAGCGAUGUGGAAUAUUUUUAAUGAUGACAAAAAUAUGAUUGUAUUAUAAAAAAAUACCUAUCUUUCCGCUAUUUUAAAAUGUCAAUAAAAUUUGAGAGUAAACUAUGUACUUAUCUAAAAAAUCUAAUAGAACAUACAGAAAUAUUGCUACACUAUUGUGAAUAGUAAAAAGAAAAUUGUAUCUUUAUUGAUUGGUUUUAAAAAAGUUUUAUUGUUUUUAAAACAUUAAACAUACUUGGGCAUGGUAAUUUGAUAAAAAAGUAACUGUUAUUUUUGUAAUUAUUAACUGCAUAAGUUCUUUCUAUAGAGUUUGCUAUAACAAAGGUCAGUUAGUAUGGUGCGUUUUAAAAACUUUACUAGUGAGUAUUUUUAUUUUGAAAACAGAAUGUUUUACUCUGUUUUUACUGUCUCUCUGUCUAUGUUAGAUGUUCUACGUGAAUCGAGUCAAUAGUUACCUACAAUAAUUGUAAUUGUCUAUAAGUAUACGGAAAUCCGUUAGAAAAGAACAAAACAAAAAUGCACUUUCUUCGUCCCACUUUGUCUCCUGUGGUAUAGAUAUUCUAUUUUCGGAAGACUUUUUGGAUUUAGUUGUAACAGUAGACAUACAUAUGAGUGUGAAACUUACGAAGCAUCAGCAAUGCAGAAAUGUUUAUAGAUUAGCAUUUGUCCGAGUGGUUGCUUAGCAACGGUUUUCUGGUAAACGGGCUUCGGUGUCACACGCCAUUUUUACGUAUGUUAUCAUUGCAUUUCUACUGUACACUUACUACUAUAUUCAAAACUCAAAGUCAAAGUCAAAAUUCAAAGUCUUCCACAUAAAGAAUUACUAUACUUUAUAGCAUCACAGAUAUCCAUUUGCGUAUCUAGGAUUAUUUCCUAGGGUGGGCCUGGUACCCGACAUCAAGUUCAUUAUUAGUAUCAUAAUAAAAUUCCAUAUUGGUAGCCCAGAACUCUGUCUAUCUAGAAUAAUAGUGUCUACAAUGGACCUGUGCCUCAUCGUGGGCGCAGGUCCAUUCUAGGGUGGGUCCCAGACUGAUACACUCGGGCCAAAACACCCUUUUUAAGCCGAGGUCCGAGUCUCAGAGGAGACGCCUUUAGAGAGUCGUUCCGCCCAUCUACUCUGCUUCUGCCUUCAGGCCCCAUCAGGCAACGCUUCUGCGCUCGCCCAAACCCCACGGUGACGACGCUGAUGUCCCAUAAGGAUGCCUUACACAAUCAGGAUAAAAAAAACGACUUAUCAUCUCUAUAUAUGGGAAGGGGGGGAUCCAUUUAUAGAUAUAAAUUCUAGUAUUGUCAUUAAAACGCACCAUGCUGUGAAUAGCCUAUUUUGUAUGAAUGUAAUGAGAACAUGGUGGCAUGAUCUCGUACUGCGCUCGUGCAUUGACAAAUAGACUGAUGAUUAGCGUGCCAGGAGACGUGGGGAGGUGCCAUUGAUGAUAUGACCAUAUACAAGCCAUAAGAAUUCCUGACAUCGGAACUAAAAAAAAGGGUUUACCAAAAAACCGUUCCUUAGCUCACUCACAGAUGGAAUUUAUUAUUAUUUUUCUUACAUAUCACUAUUACAACCAAAGGCCAAUGGUGUUGCAACAAUAGAAUCUUUAGAAUCUAUAAAAACUUUUAUUCAUAAAUGAAUUUCAAACGAGUACGCUGUUCCAUUUUUUUAAUAAAAAAUAACUUCAAAUACUAGUAAACUGAUUUUGACUAAAAAUGAUUUUGAAUUUAAACUGUCUCAACUGUUAUUCACAUUAAUUUAUUAUGAAACAAAACAAACUCAUCUGAUACAAUGUCUGAGUAUGCCUGACUAGUUUGUACUGUGCCGCGUCGCAAGGACCAGCUCAUGACUAUGAGCCUCGUAUGGGCUUGAAACUAGUGAGUUUAAGCCGUGUUUCAUAAUAAAUUAAUAUGAAAAUUAUGUUAUUUUUUGGCAUUGAAAGUUCUUCCUUUACAUU